This is a messenger RNA of Drosophila hydei, 2621 nucleotides long. It is a transcript of the gene dan, whose product is annotated as protein distal antenna. Gene Ontology annotation, molecular function: DNA binding. NCBI's taxonomy places the organism in Eukaryota, Metazoa, Arthropoda, Insecta, Diptera, Drosophilidae. The transcript is spliced from 2 exons. The record is from RefSeq and is a predicted model, not a curated record.
UAUUAGUGACUGUGUUUUACCCAAAAAAAUAAUACAUUUAUUUUAUAUCGCCGAGUAUAGUCGGUUGAUUCCAUAAACAUUUCCUGCUGAGUUGCUCAAAAAAGAAUCCAAACUGUUUGAUAACGGCUUGAAGUUGGAUAUUUCCAGCUAUACCCACAUGAACAUACGCAUAGGCACAAAGGGCAAGCGGCCGUUGCGUAGCUUGACCCCCCGCGACAAAAUUCAUGCGAUACAGCGCAUCCACGAUGGUGAAUCCAAAGCCUCGGUGGCCAGGGAUAUAGGUGUGCCCGAGUCAACUCUACGCGGUUGGUGCAAGAACGAGGACAAGCUACGGUUUAUGUCCCGCCAAUCGGCAGCCGACAAGAUGUGUGCCGAUUCGCUGGUGGAUAAGCUGGAUGGCUCCAGCAGCUUGUUAGGGCCACCCGAAAAGCGCCAACGUUUAGAAAACACCCUGCCUCUAAAUUUUUCUAAUAAAAUGAAUUUCGACGAGCUUGCUUUCAAGCGAUCGCCCCUUAAUGGUUUGGACUAUAGUACAAAUAAAAGUCUAUCAGAAAUGAACUACAACGGACUACCAGUUGAUUAUGUGGGAUUUAACGGAGCGAUCAAAAACAAAGUUUUUGGCGCAGAUAUAUCCCGCUCCGGACCUUCUGAUCCGUCGCUAAACGCCAUAAGCCCUCUAUCGAGUCUCACACAUCUGUCUGGUCUCACUGGCAUAUCGCAAUCCCCGCUAGCAAUCAGUUUCAAUGAGCUGACCUCAAACCUUAAUCUGCUGGCUCAGCUAAACCCCGGCUUGGCAGCUAUGUCAGGAUUAAACAAUUUUGCAGCAACAGCCAACACAUUACGCAACCCAAAGCCGAGUGCCCAGCCGCAGCAACAAGUACAGAGCCCACACAGCGACAACGGCGAGCGGGAACGCACUCCAGCGCUAUCCGUCAAGAAUUGGGCAAAGCAGAAGCCAUCAGGGACGCCCUCCGCAACUGGAGACUGUGACAUGAAAAACGGCAACAUGAAGAGUCCCAGUCCCAAGCUUGCUCCUUCACUCGUUGGCUGUGUUGCGCCGUUGUCAGGUCUGCCCGACGAUCCUCUGCUCUACUGGCUUAAGUCGCAGCAAGCAAUGCUGGGACUGAACAGUCUGUAUCCACCACCUCCGGUAGCAUUAGGUGUUACAAGUCCACCAAUUCGCUCCUCAACACCACAGCAGAUGAAUCAAUAUUCUAAUACUCCACCAGUUCCAUCCACCCCAUUGGCUCCCGCAUCACCGGCUCUCGGAAGCUUGGAUGACAAGAGCUCGGCAUGGUAUAACUGGUGCAAAGCGUUUGGCGCCAGUCUGCACUCACUCAACCCGAAUGCGGCAACACUGGCAGCGUUGCAAGCGAACUCACUACAACAUCAAGCAGCAUCGACUACCGCAGAGACCACGAAUAUGGAGGAUAUCGUUAAGCAGCCGUUUGACAACAUUUUAUACUCGCAAUUAACAAAAGAAACUGGAUCGCCGUCGGUACGGAGCCUCUCGUCUAACGAUCAUAAUCAAACUGAACAAAACGAGGCGGCCACAGAUCUAGAGGUAGCGCCUGAAGUCUCCGGCAAACCAGAGGACUUGUCGGCCAAAUCUGUCAAGUCAGCGAGCUCUUCCACAAGUCCGACCAUGGCCUCUCCGAAUCGCGUUGCCAAUAGUCGUGAUCACAGCCCUGAGCCGAGCACUGGAGUAAACAGUCAAUCGGCGAUAAAUCCUUGUAGCACAGAGUUGAACAGCACCCCAGGCAGUGUUGGUGAGGAUUGCAAAAAUGUUCUCAGCAACAUCAUCUACAAGAUCGGCAACAUUGCAAACACAGACACAUCCCAACAUCCCCCCACGCCUGUUAGCCCUGAGCUGGGCUGUGACUCAGAAACAAGCUUCAACAGUGAUACGCAUCCUCACAAUAAUAAUGACGUCAGUGCCAGUAACAAUAACAACAAUUCCAAUAAGACCGACGAGGAAGAGCGCGCCAAGUACGUGGAUUAUGCAGCCGAAAUCGAAGAAGUAGUAGCUAUUAGACACGGCGAAAAGUUCCUGCAGUGGCUCGAGAACUGUAGCAAUCCACGCGUCACAGCCGUUCAACUGAUGCAACUCAGAUUCCUGAUCGCAGCUAUUAAGUCGAGCAGUGAUACGCAGGGCGCGUCUAGGUCCGCUGACAAUUGCCACAAUGAAAAUGAAGACAAUUCUCAUGAGGAUACAAGCAGAAACAAGUCCCGUCGUCGUAAAUAGGAUAAGCCGAAGUUGGCACCUUUGGAGCCAGCCACGGAUAUUGCUUCAACGGCGAUGGGGCAGCAGAAAGACAUCGACACCGAAGGACAGAGCUGCAGCUUAACAGACUUGAGCUCACACCCAGAUCUGAGCUGUGCAAUUGGCGUUGAACCGCUCAAUUCACUACCAAGCAGGUGCCAGCAGUUCGCUCCAGCUGUCUACCAAUCAUCAGCUACCCUUCUCAGCUCACUGAUAUUUCCUCCCUACGAAUUUGUACACUGUGACCUCGAUGACGACCCAGACGACUGUCAAAUAACGGGCGAAUACCAACAAUCGGAUGAACUCAGUUCCAGUAGUGACGAAACUGUACAGAAAGACUUAGAAUAACUAAUUUCUU